UGUCAUUCACAGUGACCGAGGCAUUACGAUCCACCACUAGGCUGGAAACCCGGCUCUGGGCAUGCCCUGCGGGAAUGCAUUACUAAGGCAACCGCUGCAACUCUCCAGUUCUUGUGUUGAUCUCUAGGUCGCUGCAGCCAAGCAAGGAAAGAACGGAAUUUGGAGAAACGUUUAUCUAUUUAUUUUUUUUAAGCUUCACCCCCUGAGGAUUUGUUUCCGAUGGUCUGACAGAAAUGACUGACAUCCUACGACUGGUAUCAGAAGCGGACAGACGGACUUUGCCGGCUCUCUCCCAGCUCUCUGAAAACGAUAUUGACUGUAUUUGGGCUGCGGUAUCCGCCUACAUUGAACGUCAGAUGACCUUACAGAAGGGGGUCCACCUGGCAGGAUUGGGGACUUUCACCUUCUCUCAGCAAAAGCUGGACCUAGGGUACAAGUUCACAAUGAUCCAACGACCCAUCUUCCUCCUGGCUGGGAAACUGGUCCAGUCUCUGGGUUUAAAGCAGGCCAGGCCACUGGCUGCAGCAACACACCUACCAGUGGUGCAGCUAAACUUUGCAGCAGUGUCACAAGAGACUCCUUUCAGUCGAGACGUAGUGGAGGGCUGCAUUAGGGAAACUCUUCUGCUCCUCUUCAGAGCUUUGGCCUCUGAACGAAACCUGUUUGUCACCUUCCAGGGAAUUGGAGUUCUGUCCUUUAAGAACAACAAGGUCCGGAUGAAAUUCAACAGAGGUUUUGUGAAUGCCAUGGAUGGAAGUGGUAGGCUGCUGUUAGCCUUUAACAAUAGACCUGGCAGCAGUGUCUCUUUAAUGUCUGGUGGACUGUCCACGCUUCAGAGGCCACAGACUGCUAACCCCAUCACCCUGCCCCCUGUCUGCUCUCCUCAGCCAGACGACAAAGCCAAUGACAAAGAAGAAUGGUGCUUGUCACCAGCUCCAGACCAGAGGAAUGCAGGAGAAGUUCCCCAACAGAGAGAAUCUAAAUCCCAUCAGACACUGCAGCCUGCUAAGAUGAAAGCUGUCAGCCUGUUUGAAGAACUGAAUCCAAAACCCCCUAUGGAGGCCACAGACAAGCCCGCCACCUCCAUCUCACCACCACAGGUCACUCCAAAAGUGGAGGAAUCUCCGGUGGAUGUUAGCUGUUCUGGCCAUGCACGAGCUGGACAGGAGCUGUGCUACCUGUGUAUGCAGCGGGCUCAAAGAAAUGUUCCAGUGUACCUGAGGGAGCAGCAGCAGGCAGAGGAGAAAGCUCAGGAGAAACUAUUACUGCUUAAACAACAACAGAGAGACAAGCAGUGCAUGGAGGAAGAACAGACAAAGCUGAAUGAGCAACGUGAGCACGCGAGGCAGGUUGCUACAUUCAACCUGAAAAUGUCAGAGAAGAAAGAGAAGACUUAUUGCCCUCUAUGUCCAACUUCAUUCAUCUUCCCCGCUCGGCCCCUCACUCCUGCCAAGAGGAUUCAGCAGCAUCGUUACAUGAAUGAUCUUCAGAACCAGAUAGAGAAUCAGCGUCAACACAAGGCUCAGGACCAGCAGAACCGUCUUCUAAUGGAGCAUCUAGACCAGGUCCAGCUGGUCCAGGAGAUGGCUUUGCAGAAGGCUCAGCAGCUCCAGCAGAAACAUGAGAGAAUUCAGCAUUACAAGAUGGCUCUGGACACUCAGGUAGGUGAUAAGAAGUCCAAAGACCCUCCAGCCUGCCAGGCUGACAACUCUGGAUUCAACCGCUGUGAGACAGCAGCCAGCAACGCAGAGAGCCGAGAGAGGGCUCAAAAGCUCUUCCAAGUAAAUUUCACUGCUGCCACUCAGAGGAAGAAGGAAGAACUGCACAACCGUGCCACACAGCUGGAGAAAGAGAGGGAAAUGCUCAAACACAACAAAAGAGAACUAAUAUUGGACCGCAUUAAUGGCUUUGAGAAGAAGCGGGACAUCAAUAGGUCAUUAGAGGAGGAGUGGAGUCGCAGUGUGGGGCUCAAACACCAACGAGAGGAGGAAGAGAGGCGCUUCCUAAGGUCUGCUGGUCAACUCCUGGUAGAUAAGCUUGCACAGUACAAGCGCUGCUGCCAGUGCAAGAGGAGGACCACUAACUUUGGAGAGACCAACAUCUGGAAAGACUCUCAUUACCUCUCUGGCUCACAGUUCAUGAUCUGAUGAACAGUGUAGCACAUGAACAUCAGUAUCUCACAGCCUUAUCGAGACCUCAACCCUUGGUGGGCGGCAUGUAAUAGUUACUAAAGAGCAAAACUAAUAUGUCAAGCACAUGUGAAGCAUACUUGGAUGGACAGGAUGCACUAUUCACCGGUUUAAUGUGAGAUUUAUUCUUGCUUUCCUAAAUUAGUCUGUGGAGUUUGUGUUUGUUAUACUUAAUAUGGCUGUUUUUGGUGUUUUGUGAAAACAAACAAACAAACAAACAAACAAACAAAUCUCUACUCUGUCAUUUAGUUUGAUUCAAAGUCCCAGUGUGUUAAUGUAAGAUGUGAGACAAGCUGGGAGAAGCUUAUCAAGGUACCUACAGUAGUUAGCAUGCAGGUAGAAGUUAAUGAAUGUAAAUACUUUGUUAUCAUGGCUCACACUCAGUUCAGAACAAAUAAGAAUGCCUUUGUUUAUUGAUUGCAGUCUACAUAGACUAUAAAUCAGGUCUGGCCAUGUUAAAAUGCUAAGUAAAAUUCUGCUUAGGGGAAUUAAAAAUGCAUGGCUAUUACCAUACAAAAGGGAUUUUUACAGGUUAUGAAAAACUUAUACUGCGAAAAUGUGUGCUUUUCAGAAGUGCAGCAUACUGGUAAAAGCAGUAAAGAGACCAUUUGUGGUGUCUGUCAUUGUUCUUGGACAUUAGAAACUUUGAGGGGUCACUGUCCCAUAUCUGACCCUGAAGUUGUCUAUGCCACAAUAAAUACAGAGAAGUACAUUAAAUUAAAGAGGGCCCCAAAAGUGCCCCAAGUUUUUGGUGAUUGUGAAGAUAGAAAGAGCAAAAACACAAAUCAUUAUAAAUCAUUGUGGGUUUCUUCAUAAAUCAUUAAGGGUUGAAAACUAAUUGGAGCAAAAAGAAAAGUGAAGAAAAUGAAACGAGAUUAAAAAAACGGUAUGUAUCGUUAAUAUGGGAAGACGGGUUCAUGCAAUGGGGAGUUUCUAUAGUUGAUAAAUGUUGUGUUGCAAUAUUCUUCUGGCAGUAGUCCCAGUUCUCUGUGAAGCCACAACUCCCUUAAUGAGCUCAUGGAGGCAUUUGAAGGUCUUUGUACUAAAACAGAUGCACAAUAAACCGCUCCACACACUUAGGCUGAUUAAUUUACAAACUGACAGAUUGUAUGCAUGAACAAAGAGGUAUGUGUGUGUCUGUGUGUGUGUUGUUGUGCCUAUACUGUAUGGUGGUACGGAAACAUAUCUCCCUCAUACUGUAUCCCAAGACAGAGACAUGUGAUACAGAAGAGGAUCCACCCUGAAACAUCUAUAGACUAGGAAUGUCAGAGUCCUACAGUGUGCAGAUAUACAUGCUAUAUUUUUAAUUGUUGGUCAUGUCUUUCUCUCUUGUGAUCAGGCAGUCCACCAUUUUGAUCCAGACUGAAAUAUUUCAACUAUCAAAUAAAUUGCAAAGAAAUUGUGAUCAUGGUCCCCAGAUAAUGAAUCCUGCUGACUUUGAUGACCACAUAACUUUUCCUUUAGCGCCACCUGUAGGUCAAAGUUUUCACGUAUCUUGCAAUAUCUCAACAUCUAGUUGGAUUGGCAUAACAUUUUAUAGACAUUCAUGGUCCCCAGAUAAAUCCCCUGACUUUUCCACUAGCGCCACCAUGAGGUUGACAGUUUGAAAUGUCUUCUCAACCAUAAAAUAAACUGCCAUGAAAUCUGGAUGAAUUCUCAGAGAAUUCAUUCAUUCAUUCUCUGAGAUUCCCUCAUCCUUCAUCUUGUGCCAUAAUCAAGUCAAAAUGUUAAUGUCUCUGAUACCUCACUGACUAAUUACAUUCCCAGCAGUCUCAGCUGCACUUUGUAUUUAGUUUUGAUUAGCAAAUGUUAACAUGCUGAAC
Molecule: messenger RNA, 4012 nt
Organism: Toxotes jaculatrix (banded archerfish)
Lineage: Eukaryota; Metazoa; Chordata; Actinopteri; Toxotidae
Product: coiled-coil domain-containing protein 81-like
Exons: 16
Coding region: 234-2147 (637 amino acids)
Cellular component (GO): centrosome
Source: RefSeq, a predicted model, not a curated record